GGAAGUUUGAAUGACGGAUUUGACGGAAAUUAAGCGCGUGGGUUGUUUUGUGUUGGUAGUUGAUUUGUAAACAUUGUAAGUUAGUUUUGUUUGUUUGUUACAAAGAUACUCCAGCGUAUAUAUGCGUGUUGAUUAAAGAUAACUUCGCAUCGGUUGAGCAGCACGGAUUCACGAGUACAAGGGCGUGAGUUUUCGAAUCCCCGCCACGGUCGAUUCAUCUACGAAGCCGCACCCAACACCACCACCGUCACCCCCUUCCAGAUGGAGAGCCACGAGGAUGCCUGUGAGAAACUGGAUGGAGACUUCGAUCAUUUUCUUGUUGAUAUGAAGCCCUUUGUACUCAAGCUUCCACACAAGUCUGAUCGGCAACGCUGCGCACUGUGGAUCAAGAAGCUCUGUGAGCCGCCGGUAGCUCGCAGUGGAGCCCUGGGCACCUCAAGCCGCAAGAACCGCAAUGACUACGCACGUCUGCUGCUGCACAUGUUGCGCCGGAGUGUGCUGGAGGAGCCAUUCACUCACAGGCCUGACACGGGGCCCCUCAAGACGCUGCCGACUUACAUGGCCAUCUACUUUGACGAACCCCUGGAGGACAUUGUGACGAGCCGGGAACCCCCGGACUGGGUCACGGGUGCACUUGACGCACCAGAGGAGACCUCUAAAUGUUCGCUGAAAGAGGACGAACGCUCGCGUCCGCACCUCUCCUUCGAUUCAACGCGCAGUCGUCACAGGACAAGUUCUGAAAAUGAGGGAGCUUCCAGGCAGCAGCAAAGUGCCACCCUUGGGCCGGUUCUGAAGAGAUCCUUCAAGAGGACUCAGGACCAUCACACUGGACUCUCGUCUGAUGACAGUGACCUUGACAGCCGUUUUGGGGCUGGUGAUGAAAGAAAUGGAACAUUCCUUGACCAACAGACGGUUUCACAAAUGCACAAGAAGGAGCUGGAGGUGAGGACCAAACUUCUGGAGGUCAUGUUUCAGGAGGAGAAGCUAAAACUUCAGCAGAAGCACGAUGCGGACAUUCAGAAGAUUCUAGACCGUAAGAAUGGCGAGAUUGAGGAGGUCAAGUCCCUCAACCGGAGGAAGCAGAAGGAGGCAGACGACACCAUCAAGAAGCUGGAAAAGAAAGUGCAGGCCCUCAUGUGGGAGGCCCAGGUUCUACAGGAGAGCAAAGACAGGGAGCUGGUUGACCUGGCGAGAACUUCUGAGCACAACAUUGAAGACCUCAGGUCCCAGUAUGAGAGCAAGCUUGCGGAGACCACGUCGGAUUUCGAAGUGGAGAAGCUGCAGCUUCAGAAGCGCCACACGGAAAACAUCCAGGCUCUGUUGGACGACACCAACACACGUCUCGCGGCCAUGGAGGACGAGUAUUCGUCACAGUCGCGCGCUACGGUGGAGCAGACACGAGAGCUGGAGUCUCGUGUCCAGCAACUGAGCAUCGAGGCGGAGAGGAAUUCAUCACUCGGGCAGCGGCUCGGUCAGGAGAAGGCCCAACUGGAGGCACAGUGCAGUACGCUCAGCUCAGAGCUGGAAUACAGCAAGAGCAGAUACGCAAGCUUGGAGCAGGAGAGCGAGAGGUCCCGGCUGGUACUGGAGGAGAAGUUGCAACAGUGCCGGGGACGCCUGGAGGCACAGCUGGAGUCGCUGAAGCAAGACAACGCUCGUGCAGCCUCCGAGGCAACCGCUGUCAUUGAAGGCCUCGAGAAGGAAGUGUCGGAGCACAAGGGAUCGCUCAGGGAAACCGAGCUGCAGAAACAGAGACAGCUCAGGGAGCAAGAAAAUCAAUUCAAACAACAAAUUAUUGAGUUGGAACAGCUCAGUGAGAAAAAGAUACGAUCCGUGCAAACCGAGGUGGAAGAAACCAAGGCUGAUGCGCAGAGAAAAAUACGCCAGAUGGAAGAUGGAAUCAGAGAGAAGGAGGAACGCCACACCAGGGCCUUGGAGGCGGAGAGGGCUCAUGCCCAGCGAGCAGAGGCUGCCCUGGAUGACUUCAAAAAGCAGGUGGAGCUCAACGCAGAGAAGAUAUAUGGCGAGAUGCGACAUCAGAUGACGAAGGUGGAGAGCGACUUGUCCCGCUCCAAGUCACUGCGGGAGAAGCAGGCGAAGGAGUUCACGAGACAGCAGGAGCAGUUGCGGCAGCGUUACGAGCAGCAGAUCGUGGAGCUACGCCUACAGCAGGAGCAGGACAAGACGCUGGCCCUGCAGCAUCACGGGGCGGACAAAGAGCGGCUCUUGAAACUGCACCAGGAGGAGAUGGAAAGCCUGGAGGCUCGGUUGCGAGCCACCGCCAUGGAGCAGGAGUCUCACUUCCAGGAGAGGAGGAAACGAGAGGCGAAGACGGUGUCCGAACUGGAGAGGAGAUUGUCAAAUGCUGCUGUGCAGCAGGAGGCGGAGAGGCAGAGGGCCUCACGCGAUCUGGAGGCUGCACAGGCCAAGUUCCGGCUCCAGCUGGAGAACGCCCGCGUGGAGAUGCAGAGGGCCCACGGCAAGCAGAUGGAGCAGGCGCAGGAGAAGGCCAGCGCGCGGCUCAGACAGAUGGAAAAGGAGUGCAAUCAAAGGCUGGCCGCCUCCGCGCAGGCAAUGGCGGAGGUGCAGACGAGCACGGCGACCCUGAAAGACGAAGCGAGCAGGCGUCAGCUCGCGCUGGAGAGGCUCCUCAACGAGGCCCACGCGCAGAGGGACGGUGAGAAGAGGACGUUACUGGAGGAGCACGGCAGAGAGACGCAGGCCCUUCUGACGGAAGUCGAGACGUGGCGCGUGCGUGUGCAGCUGUUGGAGAAGGCGCUGCAGACGCAAGAACUGCAGCACCAGCAGCAGAUGACACAUUUGCGUCAGGAGCAUGAGGGCAGGAUGAAAGGACUCGUGCCCGCCAGCCUCCGGCAGGAACUGGAGGACACCAUCACAUCUCUCAAGUCGCAGGUGGUCUCCUUGCAGAAGAGAGCAGCUGUUCUGCAGGAGGAGCUGUCAUCCUGCCAGCUCAAGAGGUGAAGCCACUCGUCAACACGGAGGAUGAAGCCACUGCAUCCGCAAGGGAAUUGGAGAUAAUGAAACUUCUGGCCUUUAACUUUACUUACACCUCAACCUCAAGCCAUGCAUCGUUACUUCUCCUCCUCCUCCUCUCGUCGUCUCCUCUCAGUCAAAGGACCAUGCAUCCUCGAAACAAGCUGCAAGCCACACCGAACAUCGCCAAGGUGAUUUCGUCACUUCGGCCUCGGUUCCAUCCUCCGACUGCACAUUAUGAUUUGUGUCGUCUUCCCAUUGGGAUCAUCAUUACAUCCUCACUUUAAUGUCGAACGCAUUGAUGUACAAGUUUUUUUUUUACGUGCAGCAUUUCUCAACCCCCGAUAUUAAAACUAAUUUAUAUAAGAGGCUGUAAGUCAUUUAAUUUAUGUUGAAGGUUUAACAUAAUAGGGAAGGGUGAAAAACUACGUAUUUUCCUUAAGCUAUUUCGGUCAGCUGUAAGGCCUUAUUGAUGGAGAUGCUACUCUGGGCCAGGAAGCCAAGUGAGCUACGAGUAGACCUUUACACAAGCGGAGCACACUGAGUUGAAAAUGCUGUUCCACAUCAUUGUGAUUCUCUGUGUGCUUUAUUGAAAUGCAUGUUACUCGAUGUUGUUAAAAGCAAAGUCCCUGAAGAUACGGAUAUCUCUGAACACUGGCUCAGCAAUCCGUUCACAAAGUCACAAAGCGUCCCGCUGCUCAAACGAGCAACGUGGCAGCGAUUAUCUGCUUUGGUGGCCAUGAGCCAUUGAUGGAAAUUCCACAUUCUCACAGCAGGCCCCGUUGGUUCGCUCCAUGGGACGACUAAUGUGGACUUCCCCAAAAGCGAUACUCAUUCUACCGAUCCUGAAGAGAUGGCAGGCUUCGCUCACCUUCGACUGGGAUUUAAACUCACAAAAAAUGUAGGUGCCCAAAGCACAGCACCGCCCGGCCUGAUGUAGACAGUGUAGUGAGAGCCUCGAGGUAUUGACUGUUGGUAGAUUUAUUCGCAGCUUUGCCCGAUAUAUACAGAUGUAUAAAACAGAAGAUGGUGCAUGUGGUUGGGGACACGUUUAUCCUAAUAAUGUCCUUCGCAUAAAGAGGCCAUUUUAUUCAAAUUAACCAUAGAAUUGGAAAUUGUCAAUUAAGAAAAAUACUGUUAAAUUUCUACUAUUUUUACAGCAGGAAUUGUUUAUCUGAAAGUGCAAAUCACGAGCUCUCAUGCGCUUGACUAAUAUUUUGUGGUUGCGAUGCUCUGUUCCACUAGGCAGCUGAAAAUGGGCAUUUAGCAGGAAGGCAUGCAGUCAAUUACACGCCAGCAUGCUUGAGCAAGGGGUGGUUUGUUUUAAUGGCGGUCCAAUGUGCUCAGAGGUGCCGUAGAAUUUCCAGUUUUAUAUUGCCAGCACAUCUCAUUUUCUAUAACACAUUCCUGCGGACGGAGCUGGUAGGAACGUUGGGUUGCUCGGUCAAUGGCCACGGUCAACGGCGGCGUGGUGUAUUCCGCAAAUAUAGCCGACUGUGAGGGCGGGCACAAGCCGGCGUGAGUAGGUUAAACGUUGAGUUUUAUA
Molecule: messenger RNA, 4540 nt
Organism: Lethenteron reissneri (Far Eastern brook lamprey)
Lineage: Eukaryota; Metazoa; Chordata; Hyperoartia; Petromyzontiformes; Petromyzontidae
Product: centrosomal protein of 112 kDa-like
Source: RefSeq, a predicted model, not a curated record